Messenger RNA from Funneliformis caledonium, 936 nucleotides. NCBI's taxonomy places the organism in Eukaryota, Fungi, Glomeromycota, Glomeromycetes, Glomerales, Glomeraceae. The record is from the annotation of a GenBank genome assembly.
AUGCGUUUUAAUGAAUUAUUUACUCGCCAUCGAAAGACGGAACCUUCAUCUGUUAUUCUAUUAAGAAUAUUGAUUAUGAUAAUAUUAAUAUCUUCCCUCACAGGAUAUUUAACUAUUUUGAUUAUCGAUGUGACUAGUGAUGAGCCAGUGUUAAUAAAUACAGUCAUUGAAGCAACGGAAAUUCCAAUUCCUGGAGGAUCAAAAGAAGAUAAUAAUUAUAGUUGUGAUGAAUAUAUAGAACAACCAAAGGCUUCUUUAAGAAAUAACAAGUAUACCGGUUAUUUUAAAAAUGUCCAAAAUUUGACAUAUGUAAAACCAGAAAUUGAUGGAAAUGCAAUAUUGGGCGUAUCUGUGCUUGCAACGAUUGCUGAUACAAAUUAUAAUGCAACUAAAGGUCAAGAUCUUAUGACAUUCACUGCAACCGAUUCUGAAUUUAGUCCUAUGAGAUAUCAAGGUGAAUUCAACAUUGAUAAAUCACCUGCAUAUAUUAAAGAAUUAACUGCGGGCAACGUUUAUUUUAUGGUUAGAAAUCAGUUGGCACGUAUACAAUUUACUAAAAACAUAAGAGACACAAUUAUUCCAAAGUUCAAAGAUCAUCUCGGAUUCGAACCAACUUAUUAUAGACAAGGUUAUAUUAUGUCAAAUAUACGACACGAACUCAUGUUUGGUCUUGUGGGUGGUGCUUGGGGUCUAGCUGCGGCAUUGUACGCGGCUCUAUUUGGUGUAGACCUGAUUCGUCCAUGGGGUUGUGUGCAAUUUUAUUGUUAUGGAAUACGUAAAAGAGCACAUAAUAAACUUAAAAAAACUCUUCCGAUAAUUCCGCUAGUUAAUAGUACUCCACCUCCCUCUUCUAGAGACGCUUUUCGUGAUGAGCAUGCAGCCUUACAACUUCGUGUUGAUGCUUUAGAAGUUUUCUUAAGAGAGUAUGUCGUAGAC